UACGGAUCUAAAAUGUAAUAUUUGGCGGUGUGCGUCUCUCUCUCUCUCUCUCUCUCUCUCUCUCUCAUGGCGAAGAAGAGGCGAAUGGUGCGAAAGCCUAGACCUAGGCUUCCUGAUAUUGAAUCUAAGGCUAGUCUGCAAGAAGACAAUGGAAAUGAGGGUGCUCUUAGUUUGAAUCUGGAAUGGUUUGAGGUAGAAGAAGUUGUUGUAAUGGAGGACAUAGGGCAUAGCAAUGCUCGACACUCACCUUUUGUUGUUGAAUUUCUUACUCCUGCGAUCAGUUCUAGCUGGCAAAGGAAGUGGAAUUGGAGCAAGGAGAGGAUAAUGAACACGGAAUAUUUCAAGAAUCUGCCGAGAAUCUUUUGAAUUUUUUUCGCUAAAGAGAAGGUCCUUAAUCGCAAUUCUAAGCUGACCUAUACCAAACCUUUGAUAAAAAAAUGCUAGAAGAUUGCCCAAGUGGAUCUUGAGGAGGUCAAAGAACAAGCUGAGACAUGAAAUUUUGCAGUGAUCUAUAUGAUACUUGAUGCUAAUCCUCCUAUGACAAUUUUUGAAGGUUUCAUCAAGCGAAUUUGGAGGCAUCUUGGGAUUGUGCAGAUAGCAAGAAUGUCUAGGGGCAUGAUCAUGGUUAAGUUCAAUGAUGAGACAACCAGGAAUGAGGUGUUAGAAGCUGGGGUAGUGCAAAUUGAUUGAAAGCCAGUCAUUGUUUGACCUUGGACAACUGACUUGAACUCUGUUAAGCUGGUUAGGUCAGUCCUUCUAUGGAUUUGCUUACAUGAUUUAGGGCUCCAAUAUUGGGAAAACAAAAGUCUUAGUGUCAUAGUUAGUACUGUUGGGAAACCAAUUAUGGUAGACCAACAUACUAAAGAUCAUACUAGGGUCCAAUUUGCUCAAAUCUUGAUUGAAAUGGAUAUUACGGAUGACCCCCCGAGAUCUCUCCAGUAUCUUAAUGAAUUUGGGCAAUUAAUGGAGCAAAGUAUAGAUUAUGAAUGGCUCCUAGUUAAGUGCAAGAAGUGCUCUAGGUUUGGCCAUAUUGCGGUUGACUGUCAAAAAGAUGAAAUGAGAAAGAAGCCUAUUGUUUUUGAGAAAUUGAAACCAGUUAAUAGGUUCCAUUUGCUAAAACUAAUUUUGACCAUACUGAAGUGGCAUCUAAGAGUGGUCCAGAUCAAGAGCUAUGCAGAGUUGAAGCCAACACUGACAAAGAUUGGCUUACUCCAAAAAAGACAGGUCAUGGGAAAUUGCUUAAAACUCGAAGCGCUAAUGUUGAAGAUGGUCAUACAAGAGGCAAUGCUUUUAGUGCCUUGCACUAUCAUGAAAGCAGUUUAGAGAUCGACUACGUCUGAGAAAUUUAGGGAGGAACUAAAUUGACAGGUAAAAGAGAGAGAAGCAAGGAAGGAAAAAAGAAUACAAGCUGGAACUGGGUUGAUUGCUGAAGCGGUGCUAAAGCAAUGCUGAAGUGAAUUCAGCAUCCUGGCAGUGACGUGGAAUCACGAAUUUCACUUAUCCACCUCAUCAAUUUCGGUCCAAUCACUCAAAUUGCAUCAGCUAGCUGACAUGGAAGAAAGGAGUCUCACCCUAGUGGGCCAAAGUGGAAAAGUUGGGCUUCUAUUUUGGGUGAGGAGGUUGGUACCCUAAAAACCCAACAUCAAAAAGAAAAGGAAAGGAUUAAGUACGGGGGUCAUCUUCAUCAAGGAGGAGGGGACAGUACUUGAGCAGCUGCAUAUUUUUCUAGAGGAGCUUUUAUUGCAGCAGCAAGUACACGAAGAAGAAAGAAGAGGGGACCAAGCCUAGUGUUUGAAUUUUCUUUUACCCUUUCUUGAUAGUCUUCUUUAUUUUUCUCUUGGUUGUUGUUGUUUGUACUUAGUAUUCAAAACUUUUGUAAAUUGUAAGUUUGGGCAGCAGCCAUGGAUGUAGUGUUUUUAACUUGGAUUUUAACUUUUUAUUUGAAUAUGAGCUAAGCUUUUGAGGCUUGAAUGACUAUGAACUUCUAAGUUGGGUUUGAUUAAAUUUUAAGCUUACUUUAGUAUUUGUUUGCCUUUGUUCAUUCAAGUGAGUUUCAUUUUAAUUGAUUGUUGUUUCUUGGCCAUGAAUAACAAUUUGCUAAGCUAGAUCUUGUACCGGAAGGGCUAGAUCUAGUAGUUCAACUUGAAUGAAGCAAGUGAAAACCUAGACUUAGGCUUUUCUUGUAAGUGGGAUAGGAAUAUUUCAUUUGCCUUGCAUAACUCACCAAAUUAAUGCUUGAAUAGUGUUCUGCUUGCUGGUUUGAUAUAGGAAUAUAUUAAGCUAAAUGGUAGAAUUGAAGUUGAGAGUGUUGGAAAAUUCUCACAAGCCUAGAGGAAUUUGUUGUUAUCUCUGUGCAGAAUGCUGAAGUAAUGCUGAACCAAUGCUGUACUGACUGUAAAAAAAACCUGACUAGAAGGAAUUAGUUAUUCAAGCCAUUUUUGCCAUAUUAUAUUUUUUAUCUUGCAACCAAUUUGUUUUCUAGUAGCAGUAGUUUAAUUCUAGCAAGUUUAAUUCAUGUCAUUUUUAAUUUUGAAUCAUUACUCAACCAUUUGCAUAUUAUUUCUUUUUAUUUUAAGUUGUAAUUAGUUGAUUUUAUAUCAAACUUUGUUUGCAAUCCCUGUGGAGACGAUCUUACUUAUCACUUUAUUACUUGUGUGACUGCGUAUACUUGCAUAUAUAAUUUUCACAACAAGUUUUUGGCGCCGUUGCCGGGGAUUGAAACUAAAAAUUGUGUAUUAUCAACUAUUUUGCAAUUUAUUUUCUGGUUUAAAGUUUUAAUCCUAUUUUGGUGCGCUGAAUUUUUCUUUUUCAGGUGUAAUCUAGUGUAUGAACGAGCAAGAAGAAGACCUUGAACUUGCUCCUAUUGACCCCGAAAUUGAACGCACUUUUAGACAAAGGAGGAAGGAACAAAAGGCUAAAAAACGCUGCAAUAUGGCCGAUGGGUUUGAAAUUGGGGGUGCUCAUAAUGAAGCCAAUCCUAUUGCUUUGGCCGAUGAUAGAGCCCGAGCAAUAAGAGAGUAUGCAGCCCCUAUGUUCAAUGAGCUAAAUCCGGGUAUUGUGAGACCCGAAAUCCAAGCACCUCACUUUGAGCUCAAGCCCGUCAUGUUUCAAAUGCUCCAAACGGUUGGUCAAUUUGGUGGGUCGCCAACGGAAGAUCCUCACCUCCAUAUUCGCUCAUUUUUGGAGGUGAGUGAUUCUUUCAAGCUACAAGGAGUAAGUGAAGAGGCUUUAAGAUUGAAGUUGUUCCCAUUUUCCUUGAGGGAUCGGGCUAGAGCAUGGCUUAACACUCUUCCUCCCGAUUCGGUGACUAAUUGGAAUGACUUGGCUGAAAAAUUCUUGAGAAAGUACUUUCCUCCAACAAGAAAUGCAAAGUUUCGAAGCGAGAUCAUGUCCUUUCAACAAUUGGAAGAUGAGACUACUAGUGAUGCAUGGGAAAGGUUCAAGGAGUUGUUGAGGAAGUGCCCACACCAUGGUAUUCCCCAUUGUAUCCAACUUGAGACUUUUUAUAAUGGUCUCAAUGCGGCUUCUAGGAUGGUGUUGGACGCUUCGGCUAAUGGAGCCAUUCUUUCCAAGUCUUACAAUGAAGCUUUUGAGAUUUUGGAAAGGAUAGCUAGCAACAACUAUCAAUGGUCAACUAAUAGAGCUCCUACAAGUCGAAAAGUAGCGGGUGUUCUUGAAGUAGAUGCUUUGACCGCUCUAACCGCUCAAAUGGCCUCAAUGACCAAUAUUUUGAAGAACAUGAACAUGGGAGGAAGUGUACAACCAGCCGCUGCCAUUCAAAGGGCAGAAAUCUCUUGUGUGUAUUGUGGUGAUGGGCAUACUUUUGAAAAUUGCCCCUCAAAUCCAGCUUCGGUGUGUUAUGUGGGUAAUCAAAACUUCAACCGCAACAACAAUCCAUACUCAAAUUCCUACAAUCCGGCAUGGAAGCAUCAUCCGAACUUUUCAUGGGGAGGUCAAGGGGCAAGUUCAAGUGGAGCACAACAAGCACAAGGAAAGCAAUCAUUUCCACCGGGUUUUUCUCAACAACCAAGACCUCAACAACCUCACCAACCUCAAGGCUCUCAAACUAGUUCUUUGGAGAGCUUAAUGAGAGAUUAUAUGGCCAAGAAUGACGCUGUAAUUCAAAGCCAAGCAGCAUCUCUUCGGAAUCUUGAAGUUCAAUUGGGGCAAUUGGCCAAUGAUUUGAAGAAUAGACCACAAGGCACCUUGCCUAGUGACACCGAAAAUCCAAGAAGAGAUGGGAAGGAACAUUGCAAAGCGGUAACCUUGAGAAGUGGAAAAAUAAUUGAGUCAAAUGUGGCUGCAAAAGGCAGUAAAGAGCCCUCUUCAAUCCAAAAAGAGGGGGAAAUGAAGAAAAAACCAGCAACUUCACCGCUGAAAUUCCCCAUAGUUACGGCAUCCGGUCGACAUUCUGCUGCAGCAAAGCCUUUGCAAAAGCCACCUCUACCAUUUCCUCAACGAUUCAAGAAGCAGCAAGACGAUGGGCAAUUCCGGAGAUUUCUUGAUGUUCUAAAGCAGCUCCACAUCAAUAUACCUUUAGUGGAAGCUUUAGAGCAAAUGCCAACCUAUGUGAAGUUUUUGAAGGAUAUCUUGACAAAGAAAAGGAGGCUUGGGGAGUUUGAAACUGUCGCCUUGACGGAGGGCUGUAGUGCCAUGUUGAAAAGUAAAAUCCCACCCAAAUUGAAAGAUCCGGGUAGCUUUACAAUUCCAAUUUCUAUUGGGGGUAGAGAUGUUGGAAGAGCUCUUUGUGACUUGGGAGCUAGUAUUAAUCUCAUGCCGAUGUCUACUUUUAGGAAGUUGGGAAUUGGAGAAGCGAGGCCAACCACCAUCACUUUGCAAUUAGCGGAUCGUUCCAUGGCUCAUCCGGAAGGGAAAAUUGAAGAUGUGUUGGUGCAAGUGGAUAAAUUCAUUUUUCCGGCUGAUUUUAUCAUUCUAGACUAUGAGGCCGAUAGAGAAGUUCCGAUUAUUUUGGGACGGCCAUUUCUUGCUACCGGAAGAACCUUGAUUGAUGUACAAAAUGGGGAACUCACUAUGAGAGUGAAUGAUCAAAAGGUUACUUUUAAUGUGUUCAAUGCUAUGAGAUUCCCGGAUGAGAUUGAAGAAUGUUCACGUUUGAGUGUGAUUGAUUCUAUUGUGGCUGAAAGUUUUCACAAGGAAGUGUGGAAGGAUGAGAAGGUGAUAAGUUCUCUUGAAGAUCUUGAAGCUUUGAGUGAAGAUGAAGAAACCCAAGUUGCUUGGGUUGAGCCGAUGCAACCUUUCCCUAAAUUCAAGAGAUCUUUUGAGUCUUUAGAGUUGAAAGAAAGCAAUUUCAAGCCUCCAAAGCCUUCCAUCCAAGAACCACCAAAGUUAGAGCUGAAACCUUUGCCAAGCCACCUCAAAUAUGCUUAUUUGGGGGAGAAUGAAACGCUGCCAAUAAUUAUUUCAGUGUGUUUGGAAGCUGAAGCUGAAGGUUUGUUGCUAGAAGUGCUGAAGAAACAUAAAAGAGCGAUUGGGUGGACUAUGGCAGACAUAAAAGGGAUUAGUCCGGCGAUUUGCACGCACAAAAUAAUCCUAGAAGCUGGCUGUAGUAACUCCAUUGAGCAUCAACGAAGGUUGAAUCCUGUUAUGAAGGAAGUAGUGCGAAAAGAAGUGAUAAAGUGGCUGGAUUAUGGUAUUGUAUACCCGAUUUCAGAUAGUUCAUGGGUUAGUCCUGUCCAAUGUGUGCCAAAGAAAGGAGGAAUCACGGUGGUGGCUAAUGCGAACAAUGAGUUGAUUCCUACUCGAACUGUGACAGGUUGGAGGGUAUGUAUGGACUAUCGGAAGCUCAACAAUGCUACUCGGAAGGAUCAUUUCCCGCUGCCAUUUAUUGACCAAAUGUUGGAUCGUUUGGCGGGAAAAGAGUUUUACUGCUUUCUUGAUGGUUAUUCGGGUUACAAUCAGAUUUCUGUAGCACCAGAAGAUCAAGAGAAAACCACCUUCACUUGUCCAUAUGGCACCUUUGCCUUUAGGAGGAUGCCAUUUGGCUUGUGCAAUGCUCCCGCGACUUUCCAAAGGUGUAUGAUGGCUAUUUUCUCGGAUAUGGCUGAAAGUAUUUUGGAGAUAUUCAUGGAUGAUUUCUCUAUCUACGGGGAAUCAUUUGGGAUUUGUUUGGAGAAUUUGGAGAGAGUGUUAGCCAGAUGUGAAGAAACCAACUUGGUGCUUAACUGGGAGAAAUGCCACUUCAUGGUUCAAGAGGGUAUUGUGUUGGGUCACAAAGUGUCUAGAAAGGGGAUAGAAGUUGACAAGGCAAAGCUAGAAGUGAUUGAAAAGUUACCAGCCCCUACCACGGUGAAAGGCAUAAGAAGCUUCCUUGGACACGCGGGUUUCUAUAGGCGCUUCAUUAAAGACUUUUCUAAGGUGUCCAAACCCUUGUGUAGCUUGCUUGAACAAAAUAGGCCAUUUGAGUUUACCGCUGAAUGUAAUGAAGCAUUUUCAAAGUUGAAGACAGCUCUUGUUACGGCCCCCGUGAUCGUAGCACCCGAUUGGUUAUUGCCCUUUGAACUCAUGUGUGACGCAAGUGAUUUUGCCAUUGGGGCUGUUCUUGGACAGCGGAAGAAUAAGACCUUUCACUCCAUUUAUUACGCAAGCAAAACUCUUGUUGAUGCCCAGAUUCACUACACCACUACUGAAAAAGAGUUGCUAGCGGUGGUUUUUGCCUUUGAGAAAUUCAGAUCUUAUCUUGUGGGAACCAAAGUUGUUGUGUAUACUGACCAUUCGGCAAUCAAGUAUUUGAUAGCCAAGAAAGAUUCUAAACCGAGGCUCAUUCGUUGGGUUUUGUUGCUACAAGAGUUUGAUUUGGAAAUUCGAGACAGAAAAGGGACAGAAAACAAAGUGGCGGAUCAUCUCUCUAGGUUGGAAACUAACAACCACAGCAGCCACUUAGAAGGAGAAAUACAAAUUCAAGACUCAUUCCCAGAUGAGCAACUGCUAGUGGUAGAGCAAACACGGGUACCAUGGUAUGCAGACAUUGUCAAUUACUUAGUUGGAGGUGCCUAUCCACCUGAUUUUACCAAGCAAGGCUCAAACAGUUCCUUCAUGAUAGCAAGUUUUAUUUUUGGGAUGAGCCAUACUUGUACAAGCAAUGCCCAGAUCGUAUAA
Molecule: messenger RNA, 7116 nt
Organism: Cannabis sativa
Lineage: Eukaryota; Viridiplantae; Streptophyta; Magnoliopsida; Rosales; Cannabaceae
Exons: 2
Coding region: 2827-7116 (1429 amino acids)
Source: RefSeq, a predicted model, not a curated record